Molecule: messenger RNA, 2422 nt
Organism: Esox lucius (northern pike)
Lineage: Eukaryota; Metazoa; Chordata; Actinopteri; Esociformes; Esocidae
Gene: zrsr2
Product: zinc finger (CCCH type), RNA-binding motif and serine/arginine rich 2
Exons: 11
Coding region: 192-2183 (663 amino acids)
Biological process (GO): mRNA splicing, via spliceosome
Cellular component (GO): spliceosomal complex; U2AF complex
Molecular function (GO): metal ion binding; pre-mRNA 3'-splice site binding
Source: RefSeq, a predicted model, not a curated record
UAAAUUACGAAAUCGAUCUCAAAAUUCACGCGUUACCGAACAUAUAAACAUUUGAAGUUUAUGGCUUCAGAAAUGAGGAACCGUUAAUGCCAUGCAAGUCAGUGUCUUUUAAAAUUAGUUUGUCAACAACUUUAAACACGAGGGAAAUGUUCAACUUUGAACCCUGACGAAUUGAAUAAGAUUUCAUUAAAAUGGCAGCAUCCAUUCCAUCUGUGUCUGCGCCUUCAUUGGGCCAAAAACGCAGGGCAUCUUUGAAGAAGAAAGAAAGAAGAAAACGAAAACGGCAAGCCCUCGCCAAGGCCCAAGUUAGAGAAUCUGGCAUAGCCGAUGGAGAAGAUCAGCCAGAGGAGGGACAUGAUGAUGAUGAUGAUGAUGAAGUUGAGAGGAAAGCUGAGGAAGAAAGACAGAGAAGGCACGCCGAGUGGCUGGAGAGAGAGAGGCUGGCCCAGGAGGAGUUCAGACUGAGGUGUGAGAGGGAAGAGACGGCAAGAAAAAGAAAGGAGGAAGAGGAGGAAAGGAUAAAGGAGGAAUGGGAGGCCCAGCAGAGGAGAGAGGAGGAAGAGAAGGAGCAAAAACAGCAGGCGAAGAGAGACAGAGAGGAAGCUGUACAGAAAAUGUUGGACCAGGCUGAAAGUCAGCUGGAGAAUGGUGGUCCCUGGAAAAAUCCAGAGGCUCCAGAUUUUGGUACGGAACAAGACAGGGCUAAUUGCCCCUUUUUUCUCAAAACCGGAGCAUGCCGCUUUGGAGACAGAUGCUCCCGUAAGCACGUCCACCCGCUGUCCAGCCCUACUCUGAUGAUCCGUGGAAUGUUUGCAACCUUUGGAAUGGACCAGAGGUCGAGGGACGACUACGACACCGACGCCUGCCUGGAGUACAGUGAGGAGGAGGUGUUGCAGCAGUUUGUGGAUUUCUAUGAGGAUGUACUCCCAGAGUUUAAGGGCGCUGGCAAGGUGGUGCAGUUCAAGGUCAGUUGCAACUUCGAGCCGCACUUGAGAGGGAAUGUUUAUGUCCAGUUUGAUACAGAGGAACAGUGCAGAGAGGCCUUCAUGAUGUUCAAUGGUAGAUGGUACGCUGGAAAACAGCUCCAGUGUGAGUUCUCUCCAGUCACUAGAUGGAAAACUGCUAUAUGUGGUCUAUUUGACAGACAGAAGUGUCCGAAAGGAAAGCACUGCAACUUCCUACAUGUGUACCGUAACCCAGGUAACGAGUUCUGGGAGGCGGAUCGGGACCUGCACAUGUCACCCGACCGAGGAGGCGGUGGUGUGGGGUCUUUUACCGGCAGGUUCUCUGAGAGGAGCAACCGCUCCUCGUGGACUGAGCGGUCCCAGAGUCGACGUGGGGACAGGGAGAGGAGGAGUAGGAGUAGGGAGAGCAGGGUAUCACAGCGUCGGAGAGCCAGUGUUCAGAGUGACAGGUCCUGGGUCAGUCGUAACAGUACUAGACCCAGGUCUAGAAGUAGGGACAGGGGAAGGGUCAGGAGAGAUGGGAGCAGGGACCGAGACCGGAACAAGAGGGAGUGCCGAGGGCGUUUGUCCACCGAGUCUAGGGGUACUUCCUCCAGGCGGUCCAGAUCAGGCAGCCCCACUGGGUCUUUGAAGAGGAAGGGGCACAGGACCAAGAGCAGGAGCCCGAAGAAAUCGUCCCAAAAAGACAGGCGGCCAAGCGACGACGUUGCCGCGACAACGCCAUCCCAACACAAACACUCCAAGAAGAGCAAGAAGAAGAGCAAGAAGAAGAAGAAGCAAAAGAAGGAGAAAAAGAGUGAGUCGCCUGUGGGUCAGAGUUCAUCUGGGGAGUCAGAUAAGGAGGAAAAACCCCAUGGUAACCGUGACGAUCUGGUACCUGGGACACGGACCGCGGAUAUGGACCAAACUACUCCGGAGACAGCCAGGGCCAGUGCCAUACAAAGUCUUAGGCUGCAUAUGAGGGACAGCAACCCAGUCCAUGCAGACAUCCAGACCGUGGUCAAGGAGACAGGGGCCCUCUGUUCCCCCAGAGAGCCUGUGGCGCCCCACUCUCCAAGCCGCGGGGACUUGGACAGCACCGGUCCGACCCGUGGGGACACUGACGACAGUCCUGAGGUGAACGCAGUCUCACCGUACAUCCAGAUCAAGUCGGAGGCCUCUUCACACGGUGUAGAGAAUCGACGGGAGACGCCACCUGAUUUACUGGACAACGACUGAACAUCCUUAGUGGACUUCUAGUGUCCUCUGGAUGGACCUUGACUGUCUGUUCACUGUCUGUUCACUAGUGGACUUCUAGUGUCCUCUGGAUGGACCUUGACUGUCUGUUCACUGGUUUUGUCAGUAGUUCACACAAAUGCACUGCUAAGCCUGACUGUCUUGAUAUAUAGUUUGUUCCGAAUGUACAAUGAAUUGUGUACAUACAGUAUACAUAUGUGAAUAAACAUUUUUAUACCUAA